CGAUGUAUAUAUACACACUGCGGAUCAGAGGAGAUCAUUGCAGUCUGAAGAACAGCAAGAAACCACCUUCAAACAUGUACAAAUUGGUCGUCCUCUCCGCCCUCUUGGCCAUCGCUUACGCCGCCCCCGGCUAUGUCGCCCCCGUGGUCCCAGUCGCCACCUCUCACCACUCCGUCGUGAAGACCUCCGUCGUACACCCCGUACCGGUCGUACACGCUGCCCCCGUCGUACACGCUGCUCCCCUUGUACACACCGUCCCCGUCGUCAAGACCGUCCACACCCCCGUCGUACACACCGUCCCCGUCGUCAAGACCGUCCACACCCCUGUCGUACACACCGUCCACGCCGCUCCAGUCGUCCCAGUCGUCAAGACCUUCCACCACCCGGCUGUCCUCGUCCACUAAAUUGUUACCGAUUUAACGAAAAUACAAUGACCCACCUUGAUUCUUCCGUAAUUUAAAAAUACAAAUAAAAUAUUCUUUUGUAUAAAACAAAA
This is a messenger RNA of Cimex lectularius (bed bug), 496 nucleotides long. Its product is annotated as A-kinase anchor protein 14-like. The transcript is spliced from 2 exons. NCBI's taxonomy places the organism in Eukaryota, Metazoa, Arthropoda, Insecta, Hemiptera, Cimicidae. Bases 3 to 404 code for a protein of 133 amino acids. The record is from RefSeq and is a predicted model, not a curated record.